GGGUAUUGUUUCUGUUUUCAAUGGAUUUGACAUCAACUUCAUCUGGAAUUGCCCAAAUGCCUGUUGUUGAUAGUUCAGACACACUUGCUGAUAGUUUGCAAUGCUACUCUCCUACUAAAAAAGAAACUUGGGAGUAUCUUGCUUUUAAAUCGGUUGAAGAGGUUGAAAAAUUUUAUGGUGAUUAUGCACUUAAAAGUGGGUUUUCAAUUCGGAUUUUGUUGAAAUCAAGAAACAAUUCACAGAAUCAGCGAACUGAUAAAAUACACUAUCUACGAUAUGGAUGUAACAAACAAGGUUACAAGAAAGGAAGUUUGCUUGAUCCGAAGAACAAGCCAAAAUCAGAGAGUCCGGUUGUGGUUGAAUUUGAGAAAGUAAAAGAAAAACCUGAGGAAAGGGUUGGUUGUACAGCUGCCAUAUCUUUGAAGUUGGAUGAAACUCUGAAUGUCUUUAAGAUAUACAAAUGGGAUGUGCCCCAUUGUCAUCCGUUACAUAAACCGGAACAUGGAUGUUACUUGAGAUCAUUCAGACAAGUCAAUGAAGUGCAAGGACAGCUUGCUGUAAUAAAUUCGAAAGCCGGGAUGUCGAUGAGAACUUCUUAUGAAGUCAUGGGUCAGGGAGUUGGAGGAACAGAUAACUUGCCUUUUCGAUUUUCAGAUUUAAAGAAUUAUCUGAUGACAAAUCGGCAAAAAGAGAUGCUAGUUGGUGAGGCAACCGUGAUUCAAGAUUUUUUUAGAAAUGAAGCUUUGUCGAAACCAUCCUUUUAUUAUGAUAUUCAAGUUGAUGUUGCGGAAGAUAUAGCUAGUAUUUUUUGGGCAGAUGGGAUUAUGCAGCUUGAUUAUGCCUUAUUUGGUGAUGUUAUAAGCUUUGAUACAACUUACCGAACCAAUAAUCAGUAUCGCCCUUUAGCUGCAUUCAUGGGCUUUGACAAUCAUCGUACAAGUGUGUUAUUUGGCGCUGCCCUGUUGUAUGACGAGACUGCAGCAACUUUUGACUGGUUGUUUACAACAUUUUUGAAAUGUAUGUCCAAUAAAAAACCACAAUCGAUAUACACGGAUCAGGCGACUGCAUUGUUGAAGUCAGUUCCAAAUAUUUUUGAAGGUGUUUUUCAUGGACUUUGCUCAUGGCAUAUGGCAGAGAAUGCAAAGAAGAAUCUCGGGUCUCGUGCAAAUAGUGCUUUUUUUGAUGAGUUGAAUAUUUUGAUUUCACAUGUUGAGACUGAAUCAGAUUUUGAUUACAAUUGGGAUCAGAUGAUGAAAACCUGUUUUGAUGGAAGGCCAACUGCAGACUUUAAGUGGCUUGUUCAAACUUACAGGAAUCGUAUGCAUUGGUCUUCAGCUUGGGUCAAAAAUCAUUUUACUGCUGGUUUGAAAACAACUCAAUUAAGUGAGUCCUUCAAUGCCUUUCUCCGUCAUUUUCUGCAGCCUGAUCAUUCACUUGUUAUAUUCUUCAAUCAUUUUAAUAUUAUGGUCCAGAGAAUGAGGGAUAAUCAUACUGAGUUAGACUUUAAGGCUGCAAACACUAGAGCAAAAAACAAUUAUCCCAACAGUCAACUGAUGCGGUCAGUUGUAAACAAAUACACCCCAACUUGCUUUGCAUUCAUUCAUAGGCAGUAUGAUUUUUCUUUCAAAUACUUUUAUGAAGAGGUCACACCCCAAGUUUCUGCAAUUGAUAAGGUUUUCAAAGUUUUUACAAUUGUACAUGUUGAUGAACCUGAGGAAGUAGAUGGUGUUAAUUAUGAUGAUGCUUGUAAUGAUGGGCCUUCAAACCGUGAUGUUUUGGAUGAAGAAGUUGCUGAAAACCUUUCCCCAAACUUUGAAAAGCAUGAUCGACUUGAUGAACGGCUUGUGACAAUUGAUAUUAGGGCCAAACGUAUUAGCUGCACAUGCCGUAUGUUUGAGAACAGGGGUUUCUUGUGUCGACAUAUUUUCAAAAUAUUGGAGUUUUUAGGUGGUUCUGUGCAAUAUCAUGGUUUGAAGACAAUACCUGCAGAAUAUGUGUUAAAGCGUUGGUGUAGAGAUGUGCGUCAGUCUGUUAAAUCUACUAUCAAUGUUGCCACUGAAGGCGCGACUCAAGCACAACGAUAUCAACAAAUUUGUGCUGUUACAGUUAACCUUUGUACACGUGUUUGUGCAGAUCCUGAGGCUUCUCAAAUUUUUCUUAAUGGUGUUCUUGAAGCUGGGAGAAAGGCAGAAGAGUUGCUUAAUUCGAAAGGUAUUCAUACAGUUCAAUCUUCCGUGACGCCACCUAAGUCAUCUUCCGUUACGCCAUCUAAGUCUUGCAAUACAACAGCUGUCAGUGAAGCAUCUGAUGCUCAAAAGUCGACUGGUCCAAAGUUCAAAAAAAGACCAAAUCCAAUUAGAUCAAAGAAACGACUUAAAAGUGAUUAUGAAUUGGCUAGAGAACACCAGAAAUUGCUUAUACACCGGAAGAGAAAACAGAGAGGGGCUGAGGAUUUAAAGGGGAAAGAGUCUGCUGAUUGAUAUUUUUACAUGUUAUAAUUUUGUAUUA
This is a messenger RNA of Trifolium pratense (red clover), 2508 nucleotides long. Its product is annotated as protein FAR1-RELATED SEQUENCE 5-like. Gene Ontology annotation, molecular function: zinc ion binding. The record is from RefSeq and is a predicted model, not a curated record. NCBI's taxonomy places the organism in Eukaryota, Viridiplantae, Streptophyta, Magnoliopsida, Fabales, Fabaceae. Bases 21 to 2480 code for a protein of 819 amino acids. Gene Ontology annotation, biological process: regulation of DNA-templated transcription. The transcript has 2 exons.